AUGGUCUGUCAGGACCCCAGGACUCUGGAGGCUUAUGGGGAGGUGGGUGCUGCUCAGGGUCCAGGGCAAAUCUCUCACAGGGACUCUCUUCCAGGGCUGAGUGUGGGCCUCAGGACCCAAGUGCAGGCAGGGACCCUCCCCAAACCCACCUUCUGGGCUGAGCCAGGCCCUGUGAUCCCUUCUGGGAGCCCCGUGAUCAUCUGGUGUCAGGGGACCCCAGGGGCUGAGGAGUACCGUCUGGAUAAAGAGGGAAGCACAGCACCAUGGAAAAGAGAGAAGCCACUGAAGCCUGGGGACAAGGUGAUGUUCUCCAUCCCACACAUGACAGAGCUUAAUGUUGGGAUAUUUCGCUGUUACUCUCUCAGUCCUAAGGGCUGGUCAGAGCCCAGUGACCCCCUGGAGCUGGUGAGGGGCCAGAUCAUGGCCUCUGGACAGAGCCUGACCCUCCAGUGUCGCUCUGAUGUCGGCUAUGACAGAUUCGCUCUGCACAAGGAGGGGGGACAGGACCUCUCCCAGAGCCUCGUCCUGCAGCCCCAGGCUGGGGUCUCUCAGGCCCACUUCCCCCUGGACAUUACCAAUGGCUCCCACGGGGGCCGGUACAGAUGCUACGGUGGAUACAACCUCUCCUCUGAGUGGUCGGCCCCCAGUGACCCCCUGGACAUCCUGGUGGCAGGAUGGCUGCCUGACAGACCCUCCCUCUCGGUGCAGCCAGGCCCCAGGGUGGCCUCAGGAGAGAAUGUGACCUUGCAGUGUCAGUCACAGAGCCCGAGGGGCACGUUCAUUCUGUCCAAGGAGGGGGCAGCCGAUCCCCCCCUGCGUCUGAGAUCAGAGAACCGAGCUCAGCAGUUCCAGGCGGAGUUCUCCAUGAGGCCUGUGACCUCAGCCCACGGGGGCACCUACAGGUGCUACAGCUCACACAGCACCUCCCCCUUCCUGCUGUCACUCCCCAGUGAGCCCCUGGAGCUCCUGGUCUCAGCCUCCCACUCCCAAGACUACACCCUGGAGAAUUCCAUCCGGAUGGGCGUGGCUGGAUUGGUCCUGUUGGCCCUUGGGGUGCUGCUCUUUUGGUCUCGAAACAGCCAGAAACAGACCCAGGAUGCAGCCAGGACAUGAACAUGGAGGGAACAAUGCACAGUUCAGAGAGGAGGAUCUUGGGAAGGUUCUGGAAGAUUACGUGGGACAUAUGCUGAGGGACCUGUCUGCAGCUCCUUGCAGGUGGAGGAGUCAUUGCUCAUGUGCAGGGACAAGGUCUGGACCUUCUGCCCUUGAACUGUGGUCCUUUCCCUCCCGACCCCUGUGAGUCCUAUGACUGGUUCCUGACUUUCCCCAUUUUGGUGAAAUUAGCAUUUAUCCCAGGUGGCAGGUUCAGGUCCGACCUCCCUACACUUGCAUGGAAUAUGUUUUCCUUUAUUUCUAACCACAUGAACCUUCAUGUCUGUAUGGAGUCCCCAUCUCCUGAGUCCAGAGCAUGCAAUCUAUUGUAAUCGGUCUACAAGGUGCACAAUUCAUCCUGCAAGAGGUAAACCCACAGGAGGUUCUAACGCCCUCUCUGGACUCCACACAGCCUUCCCCUGUCCUCCAAGGCCACCUGUGCACUUUCUGAAGAAACCUCACCCCUUGGGUUGAAGGCCUGGUUAUUUAAAGGGGUUUCCAGGUUUGCAUUGCUUCUGAAA
Myotis davidii is the source of this 1673-nucleotide messenger RNA. RefSeq names its product leukocyte immunoglobulin-like receptor subfamily A member 6. Lineage: Eukaryota; Metazoa; Chordata; Mammalia; Chiroptera; Vespertilionidae. Bases 1 to 1113 code for a protein of 370 amino acids. Gene Ontology annotation, biological process: cytokine-mediated signaling pathway. The transcript has 5 exons. Gene Ontology annotation, molecular function: inhibitory MHC class I receptor activity. The record is from RefSeq and is a predicted model, not a curated record.